Molecule: messenger RNA, 1144 nt
Organism: Saprolegnia diclina VS20
Lineage: Eukaryota; Oomycota; Saprolegniomycetes; Saprolegniales; Saprolegniaceae
Exons: 5
Coding region: 16-834 (272 amino acids)
Biological process (GO): protein catabolic process
Molecular function (GO): protein-N-terminal asparagine amidohydrolase activity; protein-N-terminal glutamine amidohydrolase activity
Source: RefSeq, a predicted model, not a curated record
GUCCUUUUUUGCAUCAUGCCGGCGGUGAAGGUGGCGAUCGUCCAGUUCGAGCCCGUGCUGGGCGACGUGCCCCGCAACAUGGCCCACGUCUCGGCGAUGCUCGCCAAGCUCUCGGACUCUGACAGCAUCGACAUUCUCCAGCUCUGCGAGAUGCCGUUCACGGGCUACUGCUUCAAAGACCGCACCGAGAUUGCGCCGUUCGCCGAGCGCCCCGACAGCGGACCCACGUUUACUUGGUGUCAGGCGCAGGCCCGCCGCCUACGCUGCCUCGUGGCAUGCGGCUACGUCGAGCGCGGCGAUGGCGACGCCUUGUACAACGCGAUGAUGGUGCUGAGCCCGGACGGCGACCUUGUCUACAACGCGCGCAAGACGUUCCUGUACGAGACGGACAAGACGUGGGCGACGCCGAGUCCCACUGGUUUUGGCUCAUGGUACUGUCCGUGGCUCCAGCGGCAGCUCUCGUUUGGCAUUUGCAUGGACAUCAAUCCCGAUGACUUCAAGGCGCCGUGGGAAGCGUACGAGUUUGCGACGAGCAUUGUCGAGGCCAAGAGCUCGAUCGUUCUCUUCUCGAGUGCAUGGAACGACCAUAGCCCGCACGAGACGAGCAACUCGGCCAUGCCAACCAUCCAGUACUGGGCCAAUCGGCUCGUCCCAGUCAUUGAAGCGGCCCGCGCUGCCUCGACGGACUGCUACUUUGUCUGCUCCAACCGAACCGGCAUCGAGCGCGGCACGCCCUUUGUUGGCGGCUCGUGCGUCUUGUCGCUGCGGGAGCCCGCCAUCUUGACCAGUGUCGGGCGGUUUGACGAAGCUGUCCUGGUCGCUACGUUGCUGUAGAGGCCUUUUGUCUCGUACAAGCGCACAGUACUACACAAAUAACGGUCUGCGUUAUGGGCUACAUUCUCAAAGCCGACGUCGUUUCGCAGAGCAUAAAACUUGAAGUCAGCUUGUUCCGACGACGUAGAGCAACUACAAUUGAUACUCAGCUACUACGACGCCACCAACUUCAAGCACGCACCCUAGACACCCAACUUGGUACGUGGCGAGUCGCUUUUACAAGGCGCGUGGCGAUAUUAUGUCGGCGCUUCUUCAACCAAGGAAGCUGGAAAUAAAUAGUAGAUAUCAAACAAUACCAGCUACAAACACG